AUGACAGAAGCGACCAAGACCCCGCCCCGCCACGCCACCCUCGACCUCCCCCCUCACGCGCCUCGCAACCUCCGACUACUGAUCCUGCUCGCUGACACGCCUCUUCCCGCGGUCGUCAAGCGCAGUGGAGAUUACCACCAGAUCUUCGCCAGGUUGUUAAGGUCGUCUAUCGAGGUUGCAAAGGCUGAGCAAGGCGCGGAGGGGAGUGCGAAUGGAGCGCGGGAGUCGAAGAAGUUGGAGGUGCAGAGUUACGAUGUUGUGCGGGGCGAGUUUCCGAGUGAGGAGGAGGUUCGGAGUGCGGAUGGGGUGCUGAUUACGGGUAGUGCCGCCUCAGCCUACGAACCCCUCCCCUGGAUCACGCACCUCGUCUCCUUCACCUCCUCCCUCCCCACUCUCAACCCCUCGCUCAAACUGAUCGGCAUCUGCUUCGGCCACCAAAUCAUCGCGCGGGCGUUCGGGUCCAGCGUGGAGAGGAACGAGAAAGGGUGGGAGAUUGGGACGCGGAGGAUUGGGUUGACGGAGAGGGGGAGGGAGGUUUUCGAGGGACGAGGGGAGAUUGCCGUCCACCAGAUGCACCGCGACCACGUCCCCUCUCUCCCGCCCUCGUUCGAGUUGCUCGGCUCGACACCCGCCUGCGCGAUCCACGGCAUGGUCCGACUCGCCGACGCCUCUGCGCCGUUCUCUCACACCAACAUCUCUGCCGUGACGCUCCAAGGACACCCCGAGUUUGACAGCGAGAUGGUCAACACGAUCAUUGACGCGCGCGAGGCUGGCGGGGUCAUCUCUCGCGAGGUGGCGGACGAGAGUCGCGAGUGUGCGGGUGAGCGGGACGACGGUGUGUGGGUUGGGCGAGUGCUGCUGAGGAUGUUUGGGGUGUGA
Molecule: messenger RNA, 879 nt
Organism: Rhodotorula toruloides NP11
Lineage: Eukaryota; Fungi; Basidiomycota; Microbotryomycetes; Sporidiobolales; Sporidiobolaceae
Product: GMP synthase
Exons: 5
Coding region: 1-879 (292 amino acids)
Cellular component (GO): cytosol; nucleus
Source: RefSeq, a predicted model, not a curated record